AUGGAUCCCGCCGUUGAACAGGUUGCCGACGAAUUGAUCGUCGAAAGCGCGAUCUCUCCGUUGCUAGAUUUGAUCGAACGCAUUCCGUGGAUUAAGUGCCACAUGCCGUCGAUCGAGCAUCCGUUUGGCCUGGAAUUGUGGCCGAUCUUCUCGAAGGCGUUCGACAAGGUGGUCGGAUAUCCAGCCGAGGACUUCGACUUCGUCCACAACAAGACGUUCCUGGCCAAUGGCUACCAGGCUGUCGGGAUCAUCCUGGUGUACUACUUUGUGAUCUCUUCUGGCCAGGCGAUCCUGCGUGGCGUGAACGCGGCUCCGAUGAGGCUGAACUUUCUGUUCCAGCUGCACAACCUGCUGCUCACCACCGUUUCGCUGGUUCUGCUGCUGCUGCUGGUCGAGCAGUUGGUGCCCAUGAUCGCGCGCCACGGCCUGUUCUGGGCGAUCUGCUCCAAGGAAGCGUUUGCCCCCAAGCUGGUCACCCUCUACUACCUGAACUACCUGACCAAGUACCUGGAGCUGUUCGACACCGUGUUCCUGAUCCUCAAGCGCAAGAAGCUGCUGUUCCUGCACACCUACCACCACGGCGCGACCGCGCUGCUCUGCUACACCCAGCUCACCGGCAGGACCUCCGUCGAAUGGGUCCCCAUCGCGCUGAACCUCGGCGUCCACGUCGUCAUGUACUGGUACUACUUCCUGAGCUCGCGCGGCAUCCGCGUCUGGUGGAAGGAGUGGGUCACCAGGUUCCAGAUCAUCCAGUUCCUCAUCGACCUCGUCUUCGUCUACUUCGCCACCUACACCUUCUACGCCCACAAGUACUUCGACAGCAUCCUGCCCAACAAGGGCACCUGCUACGGCACCCAGGACGCCGCCGCCUACGGCUACUUGAUCCUCACUUCCUACCUGUUCCUCUUCAUCUCUUUCUACAUCCAGUCCUACAGAAAAGGCUCCAAGAAGACAGAGACCUCCCCCGCCAGCGCUGCCGUCGCGGGAGCCACCACUACGGGCUCCACGACCAACGCUACCAGGGCCAGCUCCCGGAAGGCAUAG
Molecule: messenger RNA, 1044 nt
Organism: Torulaspora globosa
Lineage: Eukaryota; Fungi; Ascomycota; Saccharomycetes; Saccharomycetales; Saccharomycetaceae
Gene: ELO3
Product: fatty acid elongase ELO3
Exons: 1
Coding region: 1-1044 (347 amino acids)
Biological process (GO): very long-chain fatty acid biosynthetic process; fatty acid elongation, monounsaturated fatty acid; fatty acid elongation, saturated fatty acid
Cellular component (GO): endoplasmic reticulum membrane
Molecular function (GO): fatty acid elongase activity
Source: RefSeq, a predicted model, not a curated record